AUGGAGCCAACAACCCCUGCUGUACUCUUCUGUCGUUUGGAAACAGACGUGAAAAUUAAGAAGCGAGACGAGGAGCAGCCUACUGCCUGCUCUGAGGCAAGCGGUAAGUACAGGGCUCUGCGGGCUCCUCCUGGCACAGCUUCUGGUACAAAACUCCCAGCUGUAAUUGAGCACUUUGCACUAGAUCAACUAGUGACAAUGAUCAAGAAAAGAAAAGUUAAUCAUCCAACCAAAGAAUCUGUUGUGGAAUUAAAACCAGAGGAAGAACUGGAGCCGGCCACAACCAUCUGCCAGGUGGCUCCAGAAACCCCUGAUAUUGACAUCUGUCAGGUAAACAAGGAAAACCAGCAAGAGAGUGCUGAAAUAAACCAGGAAAACCAGCAAGAGAGGACUGAAGUAAACAAGGAAAACCAGCAAGAGAACGCUGAAACAAACGAGGAAGUCAUCGAUGAGGAGAUAGCAGAGGAAUCAGGCACCAACACCUGCCAGCCUGAAAUCUCCAAAAUCUCUGAGGAGCAAGUGGGCGACAACAACAACCAGGCAUAUCAACAUCUACUUGCAACUAAAUACCCGAAGCCACGGAGUUAUGUACAAGUCCUGGAGCCCAUCGGAGAGGACAGCUACGGUGUCAUUUAUAAUGGAUGGCACCGUAAAGAACAAAAGGAAGUGGCAGUUACCAUCAUGAAAGAUGUAGAGAAGCAGAAAGAAGUCCUCAAUGAACUGCAGGUUCUAGAAACCAUUUCUGGCCAUGGAAACAUCAUUGGCUAUUACGGGGCAUAUUUCCAACCUGCCUCUGUAAAAAUGCCAGAAUAUGAGGGACUGUGGAUUUCAAUGGAGCGUUACAGUGGGACAUCAGUAAAACAGCUCUUUAACAGCAACAUAUCCCACUCCUUGAAAGAGGGCUGGAUUGCUUAUACCUGCAAGGAGGUAUUAAAGGGCCUGUGCCACCUUGAUAAGCACAAGGUGAUUCAUCAUGACUUAAGGCCAAACAACAUCAUGAUAACAUCUGAUGCAGAAGUGAAGAUCAGUGAUGUCAGCUAUGCCACCAUUGGUGAAAGCAGUCAUAGUACUGCAGGUGCUCUUCCAUACAUGGCACCAGAAGUACUGGUCAACACUAACUAUAAGGUCAUAGAAUACACCUCUAAGGCUGAUGUAUGGUCACUGGGAAUCUCCGCCCUUGAAAUGGCAGAAGGAUACUACCCAUUCAGCAGAUUUCCCAGCAAUGCACGCAUCAAAAGAAUAAUGCAUGGUCCCGCUCCAGUAUUGCUAUGGGACUCAUGGAGUGACAACUUCCAUGAUUUUAUAAAGAAAUGCCUCCAGAAAAAUCCGGAUUGGAGGCCAUCUGCAGAGCAGCUACUGUCACACCCCUUCGUUCGUAACAUCUGGAAUGAAAGGGGUGUGAAAAGUAAUAUCAAGUGGCACCUGCAGAGAGAAAUGAAGCACUGAAGUAAGAAAACAUCAUGGCUGCCAUCGGGGGAGGGACGGGGGCACAUGUACAGGGGCCCUAUGUCAUCUUUGGGCCCCGCAGAAAAACUUGGUCCCGAUGGCAGCUAGAAGAUUGACAACAGCGACAUCAAGAUUGACAUCAAUAUGAUAUUUUAAAUAAUAAACAUCUUAAAAAUACAUUGGCCCCUGGUGUAUUUUUUUUAAUAGGGAGACAUUGUUAAUAACCUCCAAGCCCCCUCAUAUCCAUCUUCCUUUUAAUAUUAGUUCUAAUGACCUGGACAAAAUCCCAUAAACAGUCUUAUGUGCUUGUUUUAUCCACCCUGGUCCUGCUGGUAAUUCCUGUGUUCUAUUAAUGGGUUCCAUCAAUAUCUUUUCUUGCAGCAAGUGAGAUGGCUAGUGCCAUUUUUAACAUGGUGCAGUGUGCCAGGGUAAAUGUCUGCAAUAUUGUAUUCCCUCUAGCGCUCCAGAAGAGCUGUUCAUUUCAAUAUAGAUCUUAAUAAUAAUAAAUCAUAAUAAGAAAAAAUAAUAAUAGUAAGAAAUAGUAACAUAAUAGAUGAGGUUGACAAAAGUACAUUGAAUUCAACCUUUUAUUUAAAAAAAACCCAAUUGAAGCCUCUCCAAUUUACCUUGAUGGAAAGUAGGCCCAGUCAACUUUGUACUAAGAGUUCAUUUUAGGAACUUAUUUUCUCACUUUCCCACCCAACCCCUUCUUGAAGCUUUCUAAUGUAUCUGCCAGUAGAACUGAUUCAGGGAGAAAAAUCCACAACUCUUCCUGUAAUAAACAUAUUUUUUGCAGCCUAAGAUGAAACCUCCUAAUUUAAAUAGAUGUCCUCAUUCUUAGCAUGUCAUAGAGGAUUGCCUCUUUUUGAACCCUGAGGGGUUAAAAUCUUUGAAAUGGGUG
This is a messenger RNA of Xenopus laevis (African clawed frog), 2347 nucleotides long. RefSeq names its product traf2 and NCK-interacting protein kinase-like. Lineage: Eukaryota; Metazoa; Chordata; Amphibia; Anura; Pipidae. Bases 1 to 1446 code for a protein of 481 amino acids. The record is from RefSeq and is a predicted model, not a curated record. The transcript is spliced from 17 exons.